Molecule: messenger RNA, 1137 nt
Organism: Talaromyces proteolyticus
Lineage: Eukaryota; Fungi; Ascomycota; Eurotiomycetes; Eurotiales; Trichocomaceae
Product: Alpha/Beta hydrolase protein
Exons: 1
Coding region: 123-971 (282 amino acids)
Molecular function (GO): catalytic activity
Source: RefSeq, a predicted model, not a curated record
CCACCAGCUUACAAAUACAAGUCGACGGUCAGACCAAUGACUAUAUAAUAUUGUUUGUUCAAAGCUUCUCUUCCAAAAAUGGAUUGUGAAUAUACCUUCAAAAUUCUACUAUUACCAUCGCUAUGAAGCCACUUGCAACUGAGAAUGUAUUGAUCAACGGGUGGCGCAUUGCCUAUGGCGUUUACGGCACCCAAAGUGAUACUUACCCAGUCGUCCUAAUUCAUGGAACACCGUCUUCUUCGCUCAUAUGGCGCAACGUCCUACCGGGUUUAGUUUCAGCAGGACACCAUGUAUAUGUUUUUGAUCUUCUCGGGUAUGGGCUGUCUGAGCGCCCUGAAGACCCUUCCGUGGAUACGUCGAUAUCAGGUCAGGUUCCAAUCCUAGAAGGCUUAUUGGCAUUCUGGAGAAUAGAUUCAUUCCACCUUAUUGCCCACGAUAUUGGCGGAGGAAUAGCGCAACGAUUUUCAAUAUUUUCACCUCACCGAGUAAGAUCAUUGGCGCUAAUUGACGUCGUUAGCUUUGACAGCUAUCCUUCCAGACGCACUAAAGAGCAAAUGGAGAUGGGACUAGAAAGAUUGAUCAAUGUAGAGGACAAACAACAUCGAGCACACUUCAGAGAGUGGCUUUUGUCUGCUGUGCUCGAUCAACAGAGCCUGGCAGAGAGCAGUCUGGAUGUAUAUCUGGAUUAUAUCUCAGGUCCCGUUGGACAAGCCAGUCUAUUUCAGCAUCAAGUAAAACAUUACGAUCCAAAGCACACGCUGGAGAUUUCCCAUCGAUAUCACGAACUUGGAAAACUGCCUGUGAAAAUUAUAUGGGGAGCCAAUGACACCUGGCAGGUGCUAGACUGGGCUCAUAAGUUGAAUCUGGCGAUUCCUGGCUCAAGCUUGGAGGUCAUUGAUCACUGCGGCCACUUCUCACCGGAAGACAAGCCGGAGCAAAUAACUGCUAUAUUGACGGCGUUUUUGAAGUAGAAUUCGUGAAUGUUAGACCAGAAUGUUCUGCAUAUGCCAAAAGGUGUACUGAUGAAUUGCCCGGAAUAUAGAUUUUUUUGAGACCAUAUUUGAAAAGCCUAGACAAUCUCUAGAGAGUAAAAACGCGUGAUAUAAUUCAUACUAGCAACAUAUAUUACAAACUGAC